Molecule: messenger RNA, 1752 nt
Organism: Sporothrix schenckii 1099-18
Lineage: Eukaryota; Fungi; Ascomycota; Sordariomycetes; Ophiostomatales; Ophiostomataceae
Exons: 1
Coding region: 1-1752 (583 amino acids)
Source: RefSeq, a predicted model, not a curated record
AUGGCGUCCAAGCGGGCCAAGAGCGCCACUAACGAGGAGCUCGACUCGCUCUUCGAAGGCAUCGGGGACGAGAAACCCACCGGGGCCGCCAAGAAGGCGGGCAAAGCCAAGACCACGGGGACCGGCAAGCUGAAAUCGGCCGCCGAUAAGGAUCUGCUGGCCGCGCUGGAGAACGAGGUCGGCGACGAGAUUGUGCGCCCGCACACGCCCCGCAUCAGCAAGGAGGCCAAGGCCUCGCCAGCGUCCGCGUCCGCGUCCGCGUCGGCACCAGCACCGGCCCGCCGCUCCGUCGAGAGCAGCAAGGCCUACUCGGCGCGGACGAGCACCGACGAGCGGGCCGUGGACGCCUCCGCGGAAGGCGCCGCAGCGCCGCCGGCCGCCACGACGGCCACGGCCACGGCCACGUCCACUGUGGCGGCCCCCGCGUCGGGCGGCUGGUGGGGCGGCAUUCUGUCCACGGCGUCGGCGGCGAUGAAGCAGGCCGAGGCGGCCGUCAAGGAGAUCCAGCAAAACGAAGAGGCCAAGAAGUGGGCCGACCAGGUGCGCGGCAACGUGGUGUCGCUGCGCGGCUUCGGCGACGAGCUGCGCCACCGCGCGCUGCCGACCUUUACCAACAUUCUGCACACCCUGGCGCCGCCCAUUGCCUCCCACGAGCGCCUGCUCAUCCACAUCACCCACGACAUGGUCGGCUACCCGGCGCUCGACCCGCUCGUGCACGGCGUCUUUACGCGCGUCAUGGCCCAGGUCGAGGGCGGCGAUCUGCUCGUGAUCCAGCGCGGGCAGGAGUCGCAGGCGGCCGGGUCGGCGUCGGUGGGCAGCGGCGGCAGUGGCGGCCACAGCCGGAACAGUGCGGGCUGGCGCGACGGGCCGUGGUGGCGCGUCGUGCACUACCCGCGCGACCUGGGCGCCGUGCCCGGCCUGCGCGAGGGCACGAAGCUGUGCCGCGCGAGCGCCGAGGCGUACGCCAACGAGUACUACGCGGCCCACUACGGGAGCGAUGACAAGGACAAGGGCACGAGCAAGGGCGGCGCCCGCGACCGCGUCGCCGACAGCAAGCGCGGCCUCGCGGUGGCCCGCCAGCGCGCCGUCGAGCCUGUGUCGGAGCAGAACCCCGUGCGCCGCUCGGACAUCUUUUUGGCCGUACAAGCCUUUACCGUGGCCGCCGAGCCCAAGGACGAGGACGAGGACGACGAUGACGACGAGGACGACGACGAAGACGACGAGGACGAGGCGACGGACGCGUCCGACGAGUCCGACGAGCUCGUCCAGUUUGCCGUGCACAUCCGCGACCCCGUCCACGACAUUGUCUACCACACCGUCAGCCAGGCCCUGCCGGCCAAGUGGGUGCGCUGGCUCGAUGCGCGCCCGUCGACGUCUGCCUCGGCGCUGACGCCGGCCACGAGCGGCGGCGAGGGCGAGGGCGAGGAGGAGGACGACGACGACGACAGCAGCGACGACGACGACAGCCGCGACGCAGACGGCGCCUCCGCCAAACAGGCCAAGGCCUCUGCCUACGACGCGGGCGUCCCCGACGAGAUCCGCGAAAUCAUCGACAGCGGCGCCGUCGACCCGCGCGAGUGGGUGGCCGAGUGGAUCGAGGAGACCCUGACGCUGGCCGUCGGCGUCGUCGCCCAGCGCUACGUCGCCCGCCGUAUGGGUGUUGGUGCCGGCAGCAUCGGCCGCGGCAAGCGGCCCGUCGACGAGAUCCUGGCCGACAAUGCCGGCGAAGCUGCCCGGGCAGGCAUUAUCUAG